AUGAUGAGUUCAGCAGCCUCACCCUCUUACCUCACAGCUCCUUAAAUUGGAGGACAGCGGAGCUGAAUGUCAGUACUGUUACUGGAGCUACUGGGGUGAGGAGGAAGACUCAACAUGGCGCGAUGGAUUUAUUUAUUCACUAUUAUCGCCAUCGGCGAUUUAUUUACAGCCUCAACCCUUGCUGAGUCAAGCACAGACAGUUCUUCCAACACUAUAAGUGAUUCAGUGACCAUUACCACAGCCUCACAGUCAUUAAGCACAACUACAGUUACAGCAUUUCCCUCAGCAGUUACUUCCAGUGCUGCAGUCACAUCUUCUGUCUCCACUAACAUACCCACAGCAAGUUCCCCCAAUCCUUUAUCAACUGCUUCUACCCUUGGCAACACACCUGAUGCCAGUUCCUCCAACCCUCUGUCCAGUGCUGCAGCCGCAUCCUCAACCCUUGGUAUAACAUCAGCUGCCAGUUCCUCCAACCCUCUGUCCAGUGCUGCGGCCGCAUCUUCCACCCUUGGCAAUACAGUCGCUGCCAGUUCCUCCAACCCUCUGUCCAGUGCUGCAGCCUCAUCCUCAACCUUUGCUAACACAGUAUCUGCCAGUUCCUCCAACCCUCUGUCCAGUGCUGCGCCUGCAUCCUCAACCCUUGCUAACACAUUAUCUGCCAGUUCCUCCAACUCUCUGUCCAGUGCUGCGCCUGCAUCCUCAACCUUUGCUAACACAGCCACUGCCACCUCCUCCAACCCUCAGUCCAGUUCUGCGGCCGCAUCCUCCACCCUUGCUAACACAGCUGCUGCAAGUUCUUCCAACCCUCUGUCCAGUGCUGCGCCUGCAUCCUCAACCAUUGCUAACACAGCCGCUACCAGUUCCUCCAACCCCCAGUCCAGUUCCGUGGCCGCAUCCUCAACCCUUGCUAAUACAGCUGCUGCAAGUUCCUCCAACCCUCUGUCCAGUGCCGCUGUAGCAUCCUCCACCCCUGCUAACACAGCCGCUGCCAGCUCCUCCAUCCCUAUGUCUAGUGCUGCACCCGCAUCCUCCACCCUUGCUAACACAGCUGCUGCCAGUUCCUCCAACCCUCUGUCUAGUGCUGCACCCGCAUCCUCCACCCUUGCUAACACGGCUGCUGCCAGUUCCUCCAACCCUCAGUCCAGUGCUGUGGCCGUAUCCUCCACCCUUGCUAACACAGCAGCUGCCAGUUCCUCCAACCCUCUGUCCAGUUCUGCGGCCGUAUCCUCCACCCUUGCUAACACAGCAGCUGCCAGUUCCUCCAACCCUCUGUCCAGUGCUGCACCCGCAUCCUCCACCCUUGCUAACACAGCAGCUGCCAGUUCCUCCAACCCUCAGUCCAGUGCUGUGGCCGCAUCCUCCACCCCUGCUAACACAGCUGCUGCCAGCUCCUCCAUCCCUAUGUCUAGUGCUGCACCCGCAUCCUCCACCCUUGCUAACACAGCCGCUGCCAGUUCCUCCAACCCUCUGUCCAGUGCUGCACCCGCAUCCUCCACCCUUGCUAACACAGCCGGUGCCAGCUCCUCCAUCCCUAUGUCUAGUGCUGCACCCGCAUCCUCCACUCUUGCUAACACAGCUGCUGCCAGUUCCUCCAACCCUCUGUCCAGUGCUGCACCCGCAUCCUCCACCCUUGCUAACACAGCCGCUGCCAGUUCCUCCAACCCUCUGUCCAGUGCUGCACCCGCAUCCUCCACCCUUGCUAACACAGCCGGUGCCAGCUCCUCCAUCCCUAUGUCUAGUGCUGCACCCGCAUCCUCCACCCUUGCUAACACAGCCGCUGCCAGUUCCUCCAACCCUCAGUCCAGUGCAGUGGCCGCAUCCUCCACCCCUGCUAACACAGCCGCUGCAAGCUCCUCCAUCCCUAUGUCUAGUGCUGCACCCGCAUCCUCCACCCUUGCUAACACAGCCGCUGCCAGUUCCUCCAACCCUCUGUCCAGUGCUGCACCCGCAUCCUCCACCCUUGCUAACACAGCCACUGCCAGCUCCCCCAUCCCUAUGUCUAGUGCUGCACCCGCAUCCUCCACCCUUGCUAACACAGCCGCUGCCAGUUCCUCCAACCCUCUAUCCAGUGCUGCACCCGCAUCCUCCACCCUUGCUAACACAGCCGCUGCCAGCUCCUCCAUCGCUAUGUCUAGUGCUGCACCCGCAUCCUCCACCCUUGCUAACACAGCCGCUGCCAGCUCCUCCAUCCCUAUGUCUAGUGCUGCACCCGCAUCCUCCACCUUUGCUAACACAGCCGCUGCCAGUUCCUCCAACCCUCAGUCCAGUGCUGUGGCCGCAUCCUCCACCCUUGCUAACACAGCCGGUGCCAGCUCCUCCAUCCCUAUGUCUAGUGCUGCACCCGCAUCCUCCACCCUUGCUAACACAGCCGCUGCCAGUUCCUCCAACCCUCAGUCCAGUGCUGUGGCCGCAUCCUCCACCCUUGCUAACACAGCCGGUGCCAGCUCCUCCAACCCUCAGUCCAGUGCUGUGGCCGCAUCCUCCACCCUUGCUAACACAGCCGGUGCCAGCUCCUCCAUCCCUAUGUCUAGUGCUGCACCCGCAUCCUCCACCCCUGCUAACACAGCCGCUGCCAGUUCCUCCAACCCUCUGUCCAGUGCAGUGGCCGCAUCCUCCACCCUUGCUAACACAGCCGCUGCCAGUUCCUCCAACCCUCUGUCCAGUGCUGCAGCCGCAUCCUCCACCCUUGCUAACACAGCCGGUGCCAGCUCCUCCAUCCCUAUGUCUAGUGCUGCACCCGCAUCCUCCACCCUUGCUAACACAGCCACUGCCAGUUCCUCCAACCCUCAGUCCAGUGCUGUGGCCGCAUCCUCCACCCUUGCUAACACAGCCGCUGCCAGCUCCUCCAUCCCUAUGUCUAGUGCUGCACCCGCAUCCUCCACCCCUGCAAACACAGCUGUAGCCAGUUCAUCCAACCCUCUGUCCAGUGCUGUGGCCGCAUCCUCCACCCUUGCUAACACAGCCGGUGCCAGCUCCUCCAUCCCUAUGUCUAGUGCUGCACCCGCAUCCUCCACCCUUGCUAACACAGCCGGUGCCAGCUCCUCCAUCCCUAUGUCUAGUGCUGCACCCGCAUCCUCCACCCCUGCAAACACAGCUGUAGCCAGUUCAUCCAACCCUCUGUCCAGUGCUGUAGCCGCAUCCUCCACCCUAGGUAACACACCCACUCUCAGUUCCUCCAACCCUCAGUCCAGUUCUGUGGCCGCAUCCUCAACCCUUGGUAACACAGCUGCUGCAAGUUCCUCCAACCCUCUGUCCAGUGCCGCUGUAGCAUCCUCAACCCCUGCUAACACAGCCGCUGCCAGCUCCUCCAUCCCUAUGUCUAGUGCUGCACCCGCAUCCUCCACCCUUGCUAACACAGCAGCAGCCAGUUCCACCAACCCUCUGUCCAGUGCUGCGGCCGCAUCCUCAACCCUUGCUAACACAGCUGCUGCCAGUUCUUCUACAAAUUCAGCAAUCAUAACAAGCACUACUACAUCUGCAACAACAGCUCCAGCAUCCCAAAAUACUUUAAGCACAGCCAGCACACCAGGAAUAAUCACAUCUACAACUACCACCACUACAUCUACCACUACCGUGGCACCAUCAACGGCUGCAAUAUCUACAGCAACCAGCACUAUCACUGCAUCAACAACUACUACAUCAACAACUGUAGCAGCAUCUACAUCUACAACGACCACCACUACAUCUACCACUACCGCGGCACCAUCAACGGCUGCAAUAUCUACAGCACCCAGCACUGCCACUGCAUCCACAACUACUACAUCAACAACUGUAGCACCAUCUACAUCUACAACGACCACCACUACCCCAACAACCACAUCGACUGCAACCUCCGCAGCUCUUUCAGUUUGUGCACAAGCAACCGUGUCUGUUGUCCUAGCCAAAGUGGCGAGUGAAGAAAUCCAGCUCGUAACAAAUGCUCAAGGAGGGCCAAGUGGAGCUCAGUUCAAUGUAAUCAUAUCAUCUGGCAGUCCAGUUUCCCAACAGACAACAACUUCUAAUUCGAUAGUUACAUUCUCCAGUUUGCUUCCAUCUACUCAGUAUACUGUGACUGUUAAACAACUGUCUUGCCCAAUGAAUGACGAUUAUAUCACCAAUGUUACUACAGUGGGCAGAAUCUUCGCUGCGCAAAUCCGAAUAACCAGCAGCGUGUACACGGCUGAGUUUGCAGAUAAAACAAGCACAAAGUUCAAAGAAUUUACAAAGAACUUCACGGACGAGGUGUCAAAGAAUUUCGAUAAUGUUAGCAUGGCCAUGUAUAAGGCGGGGAAGAUGCGAAUUGAUGUAACAGAUCUGAAGAACGGAAGCAUUGUUGUUGAUUUCAACAUAAUCACAGACGUGGCACAAAACAUGACAACGGGUAGCGUGUCCCAGAUCUUCCAAGACGCACUCAACAAGAGCACCACACUAGUCGUUGACCCUAGUUCUUACAGUUUCAAAGUUCAAAAUGCCUGUGACACUGGAGUAAAUGUCUGUUCUAAAUAUGCCACCUGCACAUCCAUAAAUGGCGUUGCUUCAUGCACAUGCAAUGCAGGGUUUAAUGACACCAGCCCGGCUGCCCCUGGACUAACCUGCAUAGAUAUAAAUGAGUGUUCUGCCAAUCCUUGUUCAAUAUUGUCGUCAUGCACGAAUACCAUCGGUAGUUACCAAUGCCAAUGCUACCCUGGCAUAACGGAUGGGAACUCUUCCAAUCCUGGACACAAUUGUAUUGACCCAACUUUAUGCUUCAACAACACUGCAUUCUGCUCCCAGAACUUUGCCUGCCUUGAAACCAGAGCUUCAAUCUGUUCCAAUACUCAGGCAAUUCCUUGUGCAAUUAAGUUCAACGACUGGAGUUUUACAGCAGACCUUUACAACUCAUCCAGCAGUGCUUAUGCAACUGCAGCACAGAAGCUCACUGAUAAUCUGGUAAAGUCAAUGAGAACAAAACUGAAUGACAACACCUUUAAUAUCACCGUGGUUGGCUUCAGGCCUGGAAGUGUCAUCGCCUACUUUAUGUCCACGACACAAUCAGCAACCACCUUGGAUCAAACCACAUUCCAGGCUACUCUUAUUGAAGCAGUAAAGGCUGGGAUAUCUCUCAACACUACAAACUUGGUGGUUGCUACACCAACAGCUACAUCAGCAACAACCACUGUUACUGGAAGCAAUGUGAUCGUGGACUAUUCUUGGAGAACGGCGACCAUUGUAAUUGGUGUACUUCUGGGAGUUGCUUUGCUAUUGGCUGUGCUGGCCCUGGCUGUAUGUCUUUACUCAAAGAAUAGGAUUGGUAUCUACAAACCCAACAUCAGUGACAGUAUAAGAAGCUUUACUUAUAAUUAUAUAUAAGUAGCCACAAACGUAGUUAUUAUGUAUCUCUAAUCAAAUAUAUAAUUAUCUAAUAUGAAAUUUAUGUUGGAAACGAGAAAGGGAGACUUCUCUUUUCUAAACACAUUUUGAAGUGCACUAUUUUCUGCUCACUUGCAACCUUGCAGAACACAGGCUUGAGUGCUGGCAACUCAAUGCAAAUUGAAGGAACAAGAUGUAAUUCCUGGCACGAAAACCUUUAUAUGGAUAUACACUGUUAGUACAGCCCCAAUGACACAGACACUUCAAACCGAAGUAGCAAUAAAGCUAUUAAAAUUUCCUUUUGCACUUUAAGCUAAAGCUCUUAUAUUUUAUUUGUAUGAUUUUUCUCUACCUCGUCCAUGGCUUUAACCAACUAUAGAAGGAGCAAAACAGUCAUAUGAUGCAUAUCUUGCCAUGAACGGGUUACCAGAGUCACCCACCAAAGAUCUACCAUAAAUUUUGCUUGGUUAAAGAAAGAGAAAAAAAAUAUUUUUGACUCCAUCGCCAUCUUGGUUGGAGUCAAGUCUUCUUGCCUAAUGCAUUGACCAGAAACCAAGCUCUUGAGCGUGAUUCUCGCUCUUGAGAUGCUCUGAAAUAAAAAAUAUCCUUUAUCUGCUAAUUUGAUAUCAUAUUUGAUUGUAUAAAAUCUUUCUAUAAAAAGCAAACAAUAUCUGAUAAUCCUCUCGCCCCUAUUUUUUGCACUGUAAUUCAUGGUAAUAGAAUAGUAAAGGGUGGGAUUUUAUUUCAACGCUACCUGCAAAUAACUGAAUAUUGAACUACAAGGCAGCUGUAUUUUUAUUGUUUGCAUAUGUGUUACAAUUUAUUUUCUUGUUAAUGAUAUCAUGUAGAGGAAUCAUACCAAACCCUUAUAUCAUAUAAUAUCAUAUAUAUAUAUAUAUAUAUAUACGCUACCUUCCUCUCAUUUAGAUUGAUAGUGAUCACUUUAUGUUUAGUCCACAUGAUCCUGAACAAUGUAUGUUAUCUUGUAUUAAUUUAUAGAAGGUAUUAAAAUAUUUAUUAUGUACAAA
Molecule: messenger RNA, 6356 nt
Organism: Xenopus laevis (African clawed frog)
Lineage: Eukaryota; Metazoa; Chordata; Amphibia; Anura; Pipidae
Product: putative GPI-anchored protein pfl2
Exons: 11
Coding region: 115-5328 (1737 amino acids)
Source: RefSeq, a predicted model, not a curated record